UGCCUAGUCCCGAUCAAUAUGUUCAGUAUAUAGGCUAUAGAGCCGAGGCAUCAUGGAAGCAUGAGGCUAAUUUAUGUAGUCAAAGAGAGACGAGAUCCCAGAAACAGUGUUUAAUUCACACAAAAGGUCGACUUUCGGGGAGCAGUGGCAUUGCUUGUCUGGGUUAUAUGCUACAGUUUAUGGGUCUACUGUUUAUCAGAGUGAAACGAUCUCCGUUCCUGGGGGGGGCUUCUCGCUCCCAGCGCCGAGGAUUCGUUAAAAGUCGACUUUUGUGCUGCGUGCGGAGCUUCAAUUUGGACAUCCCCUCGCCUCGCGUCAAAGGGAUACGAGAGAUUGGCAAAUAAGCACACGGCGUUUUCCCCCACACACAUCCACACAACACUCACAGGGCACAUCGCGGCGGAGCUCUCUGUGCGCGACAGACAGCGGUCGAACUUCAGACGCGCCGGAGGUCCUCUUCUGCUCUGGACCGGAAUGCUUCCCGUGGCUUUUUGUUGGCCCCCGUUGUAGUUUGUUGACAUCUAGGGAGUUACUUUUUUUUUUAUUGAGGAGGUUUGUCGACUCAUCUGUUGCCUUUUUCUUUAUUUUUCCAGUGUUUUACUCCGACUCCCUUGACUUUUUUCUACAAGAGGAACCGACAUGGAGAUAUACGUGUAUGCAUUGCUUUUGCAGUGUUUUGUCUGUAGUUUUGUCCCCUCCGCGAUCGCUUUUUCGGAGGAGCCCCCCAGAUCCGACGGGUUCUGCAGUCGUAUCCUCCGGGCGCAGACACAGGGGACUCGGAGGGACGGGUACCACGAGUUUAGACUUCGGGUUGAGGGGGACCCGGAGACCUACCAGCCGGGGAGCUCUUACAGAGUGGUCCUGCUUGCCUCCAGCCCUGCGUACUUCAGAGGCUUUACCCUCAUCGCUCUAAAGGAGGGCAGAGAGGGCACAGCAGAGGGCCAUUAUGCCGGUCAGUUCCAGAUCAUUGAGGAGGAGGACACCCAGUUCAUGACCAACUGCCCCCCCGCGGUGACGGAGACCACCCCCCGACGGCGCACCAGGAUCCAGGUCCUCUGGACGGCUCCCCCAGCGGGCAGCGGCUGCGUCAUACUCAAGGCCAGCAUCGUCCAGAAGAGGGUCAUCUACUUCCAGGAAGAGGGCUCCUUAACCGUGCGACUCUGUGAGAAAGAGCACGUUCCCGGGGAGGCCACGCUGCCUCCGGCCACGGAGUGCUGUGCGUGCGGAACAGCCAAGUACAGACUCACCUUCUUUGGAAACUGGUCGGAGAAGAUCCAUCCCAAAGACUUCCCCAGACGGGCCAACCACUGGUCUGCCCUGAUCGGGGCGUCCCACGCCGCGGGGUACACGCCCUGGGAGUACGGGGGCUACGCCAGCGAGGGCGUCCGGCAGGUGGCCGAGCUGGGCUCUCCCAUCAAGAUGGAGGAGGAGAUCAGGCAGAAGGUAGGCCUCGCUGGGGUUUGACUUUAACCCUGCUUU
Messenger RNA from Gadus macrocephalus (Pacific cod), 1479 nucleotides. RefSeq names its product spondin-1-like. The record is from RefSeq and is a predicted model, not a curated record. Bases 640 to 1464 code for a protein of 274 amino acids. Gene Ontology annotation, cellular component: extracellular matrix. Gene Ontology annotation, biological process: cell adhesion. Lineage: Eukaryota; Metazoa; Chordata; Actinopteri; Gadiformes; Gadidae. The transcript has 6 exons.